Molecule: messenger RNA, 1098 nt
Organism: Saccostrea cuccullata (small rock oyster)
Lineage: Eukaryota; Metazoa; Mollusca; Bivalvia; Ostreida; Ostreidae
Product: zinc finger MYM-type protein 2-like
Exons: 2
Coding region: 1-1098 (365 amino acids)
Biological process (GO): DNA integration; DNA recombination
Molecular function (GO): DNA binding
Source: RefSeq, a predicted model, not a curated record
AUGACUCUAUUUACGAACUGGCAAAAUGAACGAAAGCGUAUGUUACCAAACCAUGAUACAUUUAUGUACCAGGAUAUUAUGAUAAUGAGUGAUGAGGAAAUCAACAAAACAAUGAGUUUCUUUGUAGCUGAAGUGAGGAAUAAAUCUGGAGAGGAUUACAGACCCAAUAGCUUGUAUGAAAUUGUGUGUGCAAUUCAACACAAAUUACGACACGAAGGUAGAUUCAUAAACUUUUUGGAUGAUGAUAAAUUUCACGAUAUGCGCAGUAUUCUUGAUUCAAAGAUGAAAGAACUCUCUGGGCGAGGCAUGGGGAUAGAGCGGAAACGGGCAGAGAUCAUAACUGAGGCUCAAGAAGAUGCAAUGUGGUCCAAGGGAGUUUUAGGAAGAGAUAUACCUCAACAACUCUUAGAUACUCUACUGUUUCAACUAGGACUACAUUUUGCACUACGAGCAGGACAGGAACACAGAAACUUGAGGGUUGGGACAAACAGUCAGAUUUCUCUUUCCAUGGAUGCAUCUGGACUGCGAUAUCUCGAAUAUAGAGAUGAUGUCUCCAAAACAAAUCGCGGUGGGCUCCAGCACAAAAAUCUGCAACCUAAAGUUACCAGAGCAUACCAGAACAAGAAUGUUCCCGAGAGAUGUCCUGUGCUCACGCCUGAAGCUGGUAAAACCAAUGCUCUCUAUUUGCGACCUCUGCGGUACCCCACAGAUUCCACUUGGUACGCCGACUCCCCUGUUGGAUUACACACUCUUCAACAGACCGUCGCAAAACUGUGUAAAAUAGCAGGAUUUACUGGCCACUACACAAACCAUAGCCUCAGAGCAACCGCCGCAACACGCCUUUACGAUGCUGGCAUUGAUGAGCAGCUAAUAACCGAGAAAACUGGACACCGCUCGACAUCUGUUAGAUCGUAUAAAAGAACAAAUGAAGAACAACAGCAAAGAGUGAGCAAAAUCAUUCACGGUGAAAAUCAGUGUGAUGUAGCUAUCAAGAAAGCCAAAACCGCAGCCGAAAGUGAUUCUAAUGUGUGUGCACCAGCUGGUGCUAGUGAAAUUGAAAUUUCGUCUGGAAGUGUAUUUUUCAAAUUUAAAUUCUAA